UCCGUCAAGCCCAAAUUUUUGCGGGUGUUUUCGAUCAUAAGAAUAUUAUUUAUCACUUUGUGUGUAGUAUCCGUAUCUGUGUUUACGUUUCUCAGUUGUUUGAAAAUGAUGAAGCUUGUUACAUUUAUGUUAAUGUUGAUUGUACCCUGCUCGGUAUAGUUGUUAUUUAGUAGACCAAGGCAAAAAUAAUUAUGCCAACACGUCAUACAAAUCAAGCCCACUUGUGCCUGAUGCUCGAGGAUAUUAUGUUGCUCUAUCGAGUUGAGACGACGGCUCUUAUUCAUCGAUAUCUGCGCACACGUUCUACACGGAAAAAACGCAGGAUUGUUGAGCAUGUUCGCCGGUUCAGCUGAGCAAGAUCCCUGUACAGUUGCAGCGAUUGAAUCGCCUACUGCAUGUGUCAAAUGCAGAUUGUGUCUCCAACCUGCGUAUGGAUCGUAACACGUUUGGUCGACUAUGUCAUAUACUCUGUGAGCGUGGGGGUCUGAAGAUGGGAAAAUGCGUUGGGGUUGAAGAACAAGUAGCUAUAUUUGUGUCAGUCUUAGCGCACCAUAGGAAAAAUCGUAGUUUGGGGUUUAGUUUCUGGCGUUCGGGUGGCACUAUUUCUUAUUAUGUACAUAAAGUUUUAUGUGUUGUACUCAAUUUACACUCUGUCCUCCUAGCGAAGCCCAUACCUGUCCCCGAUGAUUGCACGGACCACCGUGGAAAUGGUUUAAGGGAUGUCUAGGUGCCCUUGAUGGUACCCACGUCAAUGUGUUAGUGAGUAACGAAGACAAACCAAGGUAUAGAACCCGGAAAGGGCAGAUAGCAACCAAUACACUCGCUACCUGCGACCGUAACAUGCAGUUCGUUUACUUACUCCCUGGCUGGGAAGGGUCUGCCGGUGACUCCCGUGUUCUUAGAGAUGCGGUAGUACGACCCAAUGGGUUGAAAGUACCACAGGGGUGUUAUUAUCUUUGCGAUAAUGCAUAUGCUAACAGCAACGAGUUUCUAGUACCCUACAAGGGAGUUCGAUAUCAUCUGAAAGAGUUCGGUCCAGGUACAGAGACACCACAAAAUGCCGAGGAAUUAUUCAACAUGCGACACACAAAGGCAAGAAAUAUCAUAGAACGAGCUUUUGCAGUCCUCAAAAUGAGGUGGGGAAUCCUCCGGAGUGCUUCGUUUUAUCCAAUUAAGAUACAAAUCCGGAUGAUCAUGGCAUGCUUCCUACUCCACAAUUUCAUUCGCCGUGAGAUGGAGAUUGAUCCAGUAGAACUUGCACUAGACAGCACGGCAUCAAACACAAUCCAAGAAGAGGAGAACAUUGGGCUUGAUUAUGUUGACUGUGUUGAGCCAACUGCAGCGUGGACGCAGUUUCGUGAUAGCAUUGCAAUGAGCAUGUGAAAUAACUAUUAGCUUAAACCCAUUUUGUAUUUCCAUGCUUCUGUGUUGUUAAACAAAAGUGUGAACUAUUUCAAAACAUUUGGCAGACAGUGAUGUAAUGAAUGAUUUAUGGUAUAAUUUGUAAAUUGUGCUUGUUUUUGUGUCUU
This is a messenger RNA of Salvia hispanica, 1529 nucleotides long. The record is from RefSeq and is a predicted model, not a curated record. Lineage: Eukaryota; Viridiplantae; Streptophyta; Magnoliopsida; Lamiales; Lamiaceae.